Messenger RNA from Drosophila mojavensis, 3629 nucleotides. RefSeq lists its product as uncharacterized. The coding region runs from base 25 to 2997 and encodes 990 amino acids. The record is from RefSeq and is a predicted model, not a curated record. Gene Ontology annotation, cellular component: plasma membrane. The transcript has 8 exons. Lineage: Eukaryota; Metazoa; Arthropoda; Insecta; Diptera; Drosophilidae.
UGAAAAAAGUGUUUGGCGUGCAAAAUGAGCGAGAGCAAAGGCGCUUUGUAUCGAAAUCAGCUGCAAAAACCGAAACCAAAAUCGAAAUCGAAAUCGAAACCGAAACCGAAACAGAAUCAACAAGCGAAUCCCAGUUGGAUGCGUGGAUCAACAGUCGCCCGGCCAGCGCUGGGGCAGAACAAUAGAGGAGCAGGAGCUGCGGCAGGCUUCGGGCUGCUCUUUGGGCUGUUGCUGCUGCUGCAGCUGUUGGCAGCGACACAGUCAACGCCGUCGCCCUCGACGAUGCCACAGAAGCGAGGUGGCAGCGGCAGCGGCGGCGGCGGCGGCGGUGCUGGCGGUGGCAGCUCCUCGGACAUAACCAAGGAUCACUGCAACAAGACUGUGGACAUUUUCGAGGACAUCAGCUCGCCGGAGGUCAGCAAUCAGAAUCUGGGACGUCCGCUCACCUGCUGGUAUCGCUUUCGCACGCUGAAAGGUGCGCCGCGCGACUUUGUGCUACGGCUGCGCUUCAAGAAGUUCAAAGUGGGCCAACUGCUCAAUGCCACCCACUGCGAGGGCGGCUUCUUGCAGAUUGUUGAUGGCAAUGCCAAAACAGACGUCUCCAAUCGCCGCGAGCCGGGCAUGUUCUGCGGCGAAGCCGAGCAGCCGCAGACCUUCAUCAGCGAGACGAGCUAUGUGAAGGUGCUAUUCCACACGGACAACUUUACGGAUCAGACCUACUUCACAUUCGAUUCACGCGCGGAACAACAAACCGAAGUCUAUUUACGCUAUGGCCAACAUCCGGAAUUAUAUCCAAAUCGACGCGGCGAAGUGGUGCAAGGUUCGUACUGCGAGCGAGAGUAUCGCGAUUGCCGACUGCAGACCUGCUACGUCCAGUCGCCCGCCUAUCCGGGCCUAUAUCCGCGCGCCCUCAACUGCCGUUACAAAUUGCACACGCGACAGCCGUACAUCAAAUUAUAUCUGCAGAACGAACAGUUCGCGGUCGAUGGCCAGAGAUGUGAGAACGUGAUGACCUGCCCUAUAAGGCCGAUUGGAUCUGGCAACGAGCACUGCCCCUACGAUUGGUUGGCCGUUUAUGAUGGCCGCGAUGAGCACUCGCCGCUGAUAGGCAAAUUCUGCGGCCUGGGCAAGUUUCCAUUCAGCAUUAUUGGCACCUCACAAUACAUGUACGUGGAGUUUGUUACGUCGCCGGCGGGGCCGCUGCUCAAUACGGGCUUUCAUUUCAAUGUUGGCAACUGGCCAGGCCAUGUGGAGACGGCGGGCAUCAAGCACGGCGUCUGCGACUGGCUGCUCAGCUCCGAUUCGCUGAAGGACAGCAGCGCCAGCGAGGGCAUAUUCCUGAGCAUCGCCCACUGGUAUCCACCCAACACCUCCUGCAGCUAUCACAUCAAAGGCCAUCCCGGCGAAAUUGUGCGACUCUACUUUCCCAGUUUUCGCAUCAAUCGCAUCGAGUCGCCCAUACUGAAGUACGAGGGGGAUUGCGGCGAAUCGCUGACCAUCUACGACUCGGAUCAUGCGGAUCCGGCGCGCAUCAUCAAGACCUUCUGCGACACCUUCUCGCGGCCCAUGGAGAAGGUGGACUUUGUGAGCACCAGCCCCUCGCUCUAUGUGCAGUUCGAGUCGAAGACGGGCAGCUAUAGCGGCAGCUCACUGUACUACUGGGCACACUAUGACUUCUUCAACAAUACACGAUUCGGUGAUCCGGUGCCCAACACGCUCUGCGACGAGGUCAUGUACGCCUGGAAGCAUCCGGGCGGACGGCUCCGCUCGCCGCUCAACUCGCUCAUCUUCAAGCGAACCGGCGGCAGCGACGUCCGCUGCCAGUACAAAUUCGUGACGGACCGACGGCUCUAUGCCCGCGCCAUAAUCGAGGUGAACUCGGUGUCCUUCAAGGAGCUGCCCUACAACAGCAACGCCUGCACGCGCUGCCACGAGGAGCGCGUGGACAAGCUGGUCAUCUGGGAGGAGCGCGACAAGUUCCAGAACAACUUGGCCUGCUUCUGCGACAAUAUACCGCGAGCGGUGCGCGUCAUCUCGUCGGCGGACCAGAUGAAUCUCGAGAUGAUUGUGCAGGGCCAGCAUGCCAUCACCUCGUACUUCAAGAAUCCCAAUCCGUUGUUCGAGGCGACCUACGAGUUCGCCCACGGCCCGCUCUGCGGCCCCAUCACGCUGGGGCCCUCGCCGGAUGGGGAGCUCGUCUUCCCCUACAAGAAGGCGCUGGCCAUGGUGGCGGGGCCGAUGGCGCCGCCGGAGCACCACUAUCGCCGCGAGAAGUGCAUCUGGGAGCUGAAGGUGGCCGCCCAAAGGGAUCUCUGGCUGAACCUGGAGAAGGCGCGCUUUGCCGAGCGCAGCUGCGAGAGCGCCAAGAUCGAGGUCUAUCUGGCCGGGCGCUUGGAGCCGCGCUUUGUCGUCUGCCCGGACAACAUAUCGCUGGCCCGCGACUUGCCCAUCCUGAGCACCGCCGAGCUGGGCGCCACGGGCGCCGACCAGGAGCCGCUGCCGGUGCUCAUACAAUACACGGGCGAUGGCCAGCCGGGCAAGAACAUCUUUCGACUGGUCUGGACCGAGCUGUUCCACUUGCCCCGCAAUCCCGACGGUAGUCUGGCCGCGUCCCUGCUGCAGGAUGGCGACUGUGACUUCCGCUGUCCCGGCGACACGCAGGUCUGCAUACCGCGCCACCUGCUCUGCAAUGGCAUCGCCAACUGUCCCAAUGUGACGCACACCUCGACGCUGGCCCAACUAACGCGGCACAUUGAGUGGAAUCUGGAACAGCUCGGCCUGCUCCACCAUGCCGCCGAGUACCGUCAGCUCGUCCUGCACGACGAGUCCCCGGAGAUCUGCCUGCGCCGCGAUCUCAGCCAGCUGCCCUACGGCAAACUCUCGCUGCUCGCCCUCGGGCUCUGCGCGAUAUUCGCUCUGCUCAUCGCCAUACUGCGACGCAUGUGCCGAGGGGCGCCGAAGCAGCCAGGGCUGCAGCAGCUCCAGGAGGAUUACUAAAACUCCAGCUCGCCCUUCCUCUCUCUGUUGAGUUGCUCUUGGCAAGGAUUCGAUGGAUUCAGUUAUGGAAGCUUGCAGCUCCUUGAAAUGCAGUUUUAGUUCAAUUUUUAUUUAUUUAUUUUAUUUUCUUCUCCAAUAUUUAUUAAAUAUUUAUUCCACUGCCAAUUGCCGUCAGUAUUUCAUUGAUUUCUGUAUUUCUUCUCUCAAUACAAAAUAAAUAAAAGAGAAAAAAAAAAAAAAAAAUAAAAAAAAAACAUGCUUAAUAGCAAGCACUUAUAUGUAAGUAGUUUUUGCAAAAACUGAACUCUAUAAAUUUCUCUCGUGACAGCUAUUGAAUAUUAAUUGAAAUAAUUAUACGAUAAACACUUCAAGCAUACAAAAAAAAAUGAUUAACUGCCCUGAAUAAAUUAAUUAAGCAUAAAAUUGUCACGUGAUAAUUGUUGGAAAGGAAAAAACAAAACAAAGGUAAAACGAAAUACGAGCAUAAAGAAACUAGAAACUAAUUAAGGUAGACAGGUAAAAUGGUAAAAAAAAAAGAUAUGACAGAAAAUACAUAUAACAAAUUGUUGGUGGUUUUAUUAGUUAAUAUAUGUAUCAAUAAAAUAAAAUUGAAUAAAAUACAAAACAACUUA